CGGAUCUAUUGCUGGACUAUGUUAAGUAGACAAAUUUCGACUGCGGUACAGGGCGAUUUCGUAAAAUGAUUCACAAGGAUAUAAAGAAUUCCACUACAUUACGUCACCCAGGCCCAGUGCAUACUCAAGGUUUUGCAGAUAAUUCAUUGUGGAGUUGCGAUGCAUUUCACGAAGAUGGGCGUAGGUUUAGUCGAUGCUUGUUCUGUGGCAGGUUCCACUCUUUUAAUUCAUGUAAAUUUCGUAAUCCUGAGUGCUUUAAAUAUUGUGAUAUUGGACAUAUUCAGUCAGUUUGUAAUACUACUGUUCAUCUUACUGCGAUGAACAUUAAGUCUUGUCCAGUGUUCCUAAUGAUCAUUUAUCCUUAUCAGCGAUUUCAAAAGACAGUGUAGAGUCAUAUAGCAGCUCAGAGUUAAAUGAAACUCAGAAUCUUUGCGAGACAACAGUGUCUAAUCAAUCAACUUAUCAGAUUUCUAAUGUUAUUGUACCAGAUAUAGUUUUUCCUAAUAAUUCACUUACUAC
Schistosoma intercalatum is the source of this 519-nucleotide messenger RNA. The record is from the annotation of a GenBank genome assembly. Lineage: Eukaryota; Metazoa; Platyhelminthes; Trematoda; Strigeidida; Schistosomatidae.